CUCAUGUACCAACAUCAGGUUCCAAAAGUAGUCGAGUUUUGUUCAUGGACUUAGAUGGUGAAGUGUUAUUUGUAUCUGCUUUUUUGCGAUGAUUACCGCGUUUAAAUCGAACUUUCGGCCUAUUUGUUUUUCGUCCUAUACAAUAUCAUAUUUUUGAGCCGUGUGCCUUUUAAUACAAUAAGACAUUUUUUAUGUGGACCGAGGUACCGUUGCAAAGAAUCAGUGGAAAUUACUGUGUUUAUAAAGUGCUGUAACAUUUACUUUGGCUCAUUUUUACCUAACAGGAGUUAAAAUAAUAAGCAUGACAUUUUGAGGGAAUAAAUAUGGACAAUCACGACUAUGAGAGAGACGGCCAUGAAAAAAGGAAUCUGAAUACUGAAUACGUCCCAACAAAAUGCAGAGUAACGAGGCCUCCUCCACCAAAACCCGCUACAAAUCCACUACAAUUCAUCAAAGUGAAUCCAUGUCCACUAUUCCAAAAAGCCCACGAACAAAUCAAGAAAGUUGAAGAAAUCAAAAAAGAAAGGAAGGAGAUUCGAGAUGAAACUGAAGACUGGCAACAGAACCUCGACAACUGGAAGAGUAGCCGAAGAAAAAGACAAGAACAUAUCAUAGAGCGAGUGGUCGAAGUGAAGAAAUUGACUGAGCAAGAAGAACUAGAUAAGUCGCGAAGAAAGAGCAAGACGUUUAGUGAAAUGCUAGAAGAAAGGAAUCAGAAAGGUAGACCCAAAUUCACUAUACCUAUUUAUAACGAUGAAGAUUCAAACGAUCUAAGCGAUUAUGGUAUCGGAAGUAGUAGCUCCAAAACAAAUAGUAUAAAGGAUGCUGAUACUGAUGACAGCAACAGUAUUUUGGACGAGAAGGAACAUCGUAAUCUCGACUCUCCAUCUUCUAAAGAUAUAUCCAUGCCUUCCAAUCUAAGUCAUAGCGAAAACGAAACUAUUAAAGACAAUAAUACAUUUUCGUCGUAUCUUAACAACAAUAUUCCAUCACCCAAAAAUACAAAUCUAAUCAAACAAAAGCCAGCAAUACCUCCGAAGAGAAUCUUGACUAUACCCGAUAACAAGAACAAUGAAGAUAAUUCGAACAAGGAAUCGUAUGAACAUUACACUUACGACGGUGCUAUUCAAGAGUAUCGAAACAGAAUUCAGAGCAGAAUUAAGGUGAGCGACGCGGUCUUCGACAGGCACAGAGAACUAAGUAGGUCCAAGGAAUACUCUGAAGCACAAAGUGCGCUUCCCAAAGGAGAAAUUUCAAAAAGAAAGGGCUUGUUCGAGACUUCUAAGUCUGUAGAGUUCUCCGAAAUAGAAACAGCUUCCUCCAGAAGACUAUCUGAAGAUUUUGCUAAUGCCAGAAGUAUCAAGGACCGUUUAAAGAGCCUUGUAAAUAAUUCCGAUCAGUCUGCAACAAGAGUCGACAAGGACGAGAUCCAAGUGUCGGUGAAACAGCGACUGGCUAGCUUCAACAGGCCUAACGAAAUAGAUAUGAGUAGCAUAGAGAAACCAAAGCCAAGUAAAAUUAGCAACUAUCUUCUGGAUAAAUCGAGUAGCGUACCCGUUAUCGAAAUUAGAAAACCUGUUCCAUCUUGGAAAACCGAAAGAUGUUCUAGUCCCGAAACAGAGAUGUACAUGAACAAACUCAAUAUGUUUAAUCGCGAUUUAGACAAUCUGAUGGGUGGAAAAUCUAUCGAGGAUAACCUUGAUGAUUACUGUAGCUCAAAUUCUAACUACCCUCCCUCAACGUCAUCCGUUGAACUUGCUGGUGUUCUUUCUGAUAGAGAAGACAGUGGUAUUCAUACUGCUGACGUAUCAUGUUCAGUCAGUCAAGCUGAUGAACCUAUUGAUACGGAUAGUGACACGAUACCAAACUGUAUAGAGAAAUUAAAGAAAACUGAAGAACUAAGGAAUCAAAUUAUCAGUGAAGAAACUUGUACUGAACUUCAAGGGGUUGAUGUUGCGGAAAAGGCUGGAUAUUCUCGAGAAGAAAUUAUUGAUACAACUAAAAAGUUUUUGGAUGAUUUAAUAAGAGAUGCAACGGAAAAUAUUUCUGCACAAUUAGUCAGUGAAUCCGCAGAAGAAAAUGAAGUCCAUGAGAGGCAUGUCCCUAAAGAAAUUCAACAAGUAGCGGUAGAAUCUCAAGUCUCCACGGAGCCAGUUCCUCCUGAGCCUGCAAAACGGCCUUCAAGACCAGCUAUUUAUGAAAAUAUUGAACUGAAAACACCACCUAACACGUUAGCGCUAGACUUUAUAACUGCCGAUUUUGCAUUAUCUCCGUCCAAACUAGAACCACCAAAGGAAAAACCUCCACCACCACCACCACAGGAAGAUGAUGAUGGAAUACCAACAAGACCAGUAAGGAGGCUGAACUCCACUAAAAGAAUCAAAAAGGAGAUCCACAGCAAGCGGUCCAGUUUUCUGGGCAUAGAAGAUUCAACUGUUGAGCUUGAUCUAGACCAAAUCGUACAGAAACCGCCCGACAUAAGCGCCUUUUUGCAAAAGGAGCAGAAACUGGAAAAAUCGAUGUACAGGAAGAUGCAGGAUGAAACAAGAAGUGGGUUAUUAAGUAAAGUCGAGAGUCAAGAUUCUGGAUUGGAUAUCGACAGAGGAAGAUUAUCCAGUGACACUUGGUGUAGUAGUACUCCAAGUCACGAAAGACAAGAUAGUGAACACACAAAUAGUAUUACAUCGGAGGAAGAUGAAAUUACAAAAAAGGAACGCGAGAUUAUUGAGAUGGUUGAAAAGGAGGAAAAGUCUAGAGACAAAAACGAUUAUAUCCCUACUCCAAAACCGGCCAUUACUUCUCCUCUAAGAGAAAAUGGAAGUAACUUUGAGCCUACAUUAGGCAACGAGCAAUUCAAUAACCCGUAUUUUCCUCAGACUCCAGACUAUUUAGAUGAUCAAGAUUCUGAAGUUCUUAAGGUCGAGCACGAAUUAAGGCAGUUGGAACGCGAGGAGUUGCAAAGACAACGCGAAAAUUUACUAUUUAGGGAAAGUCGGAACAGAGCUCGCCUUCAAGCUAACAGACACUCUUUAGAAAACAUUUGCGACGAUAUAUACCCUUCGUACAACAGCGACUACAGAAAGUCGAUGCCUGAACUUCAACACGUCAAUGUAGAAUACAGAAAAUCAAUCAGUGAUGUACCUUCAGCUUAUUACGAAAAUUCUGAUCAACUACCCUACAGACAGUCAAUGCCAGAUAUACAACACGCUUAUCAGUCAACAGGGUUUGUAAGCAACAAUCUGCUUGCGAUAGAUCACAGGAAAUCUAUGCCAGAUCUGCAACAGGAAUCAAAAAGGUCAGCAUUUAUUGCUCCCCAGCCUAUGGCAAGAACUAACGUUCCUAAACCUGCCAGACCGAUCCAGGCUCCCAAACCAAGGAUUUUAACCAAACCAAGUUUGAAAGCUCUGAGUGCUGUACCUCGUAGCAGACAUACGGAUAACUGGAUAACCCCUAAAGCCAAUCCUGAAGUGAAAAGCUACAACAAGCAUUGGGUUUUUCAGGAAGCUGAGUUAAGGCGAAUAACGGAUCAACAACAAAAAGCUGCAUCUACCAGAAACAGUUGGCAGCAGAGACAAGACAAGCCCUUGCCUGAUGCUAUCAUUAACACCAUCACGCAAAGGGUGCAAAAUAGGAACAGCCUUAACGAAAGAAAUCAGCCCUUGAAAAGUAGACCCGAAAUAGCUGUCCACAAGGAUUUCAACCAUCACUCUUCAUACUCCAACCACUUGUUGCCAUCAGUUCCAUUUUCACAGCCAGCUACAGAUGAGAAUCUUCAAGAUAGAAUGCUCAGUGUUAGUGGCAAAAAGAAAUGUUCGUAUUGCAGCAAUGAACUGGGUAGAGGAGCAGCGAUGAUAAUAGAGAGCUUAUGUCUGUUCUAUCAUAUGGAAUGUUUCAAAUGUUGCGUUUGUCACAUUCAGUUAGGUGAUGGUCGUAUGGGAACAGAUGUAAGAGUCCGUAACCAGAAACUUCACUGCCACAAUUGUUAUUCUAGUGACGAUGGUGUUAAAUUUAGUUGUGUUUAGAAAUGAAUUGAGCUGAUUUAGUCUUUUAAGAUAUUCAAAGACACUUUUCUUUUUCUGUGGGGAAAAUAGGUUUUGUAACAUUUAUAUAGGAUACUACAUUUAUAUAGUAACUAAUUAUCUUGUGUAUAUACUAGAUUGAUUUUUUUUGUAAAUAUAUUUAAAUAUUAAUUUGUAUUUAUGUUUUGUAAAUUAACACAUACAUUUUCUAUAUAUUUUUUGUUUGAUAAUUAUAUAUAUGCCAGCAGUCUUUGUUCAGAAAACUUUAAAAAUUAUGAGAAUUACAUGAAAAAAUAUUAAAUUAUUAUCUAGUAGAUAAGUACAACUUUCUGAUGGACGUUUACAAAUUUAUAUAUAUAAGAUUAUACACUUCUUUAACAAAUUUACAACUUUUAUUCAAUAUAUAUUACUAAUAAAACUUCAGUGUCAAAUGAAAAAUAUUUUGGCACUUAUUAAGUAGUGAUGUUAAUGUUAGGCACCUUUAAAACAUUUAUUUGUUGUUUUUUUUAUUCGUAUUUGGUAGUUUACUUUUAUAAUAGUGUGUAUUUUGUUUUCAGCAUGAAGAGUUAAAAUAAACUUGUAUAUUACACCUGAAUACACUUAUAAAUGUACUGUCGUUGAAAUGCAAUUAUUUAGACUACAUUAUGUUGUGAAAAAUAAAAAGUGAAAAUAAAAUUUAAAGUACUUGU
Messenger RNA from Sitophilus oryzae (rice weevil), 4708 nucleotides. Its product is annotated as spindle pole body component 110. Gene Ontology annotation, cellular component: stress fiber. The coding region runs from base 324 to 4022 and encodes 1232 amino acids. The transcript has 9 exons. The record is from RefSeq and is a predicted model, not a curated record. NCBI's taxonomy places the organism in Eukaryota, Metazoa, Arthropoda, Insecta, Coleoptera, Curculionidae. Gene Ontology annotation, biological process: regulation of focal adhesion assembly; positive regulation of stress fiber assembly. Gene Ontology annotation, molecular function: myosin II head/neck binding.